Podospora bellae-mahoneyi is the source of this 1362-nucleotide messenger RNA. RefSeq names its product N-acetylglucosaminyl-phosphatidylinositol de-N-acetylase (gene GPI12). Gene Ontology annotation, cellular component: endoplasmic reticulum. NCBI's taxonomy places the organism in Eukaryota, Fungi, Ascomycota, Sordariomycetes, Sordariales, Podosporaceae. Gene Ontology annotation, biological process: GPI anchor biosynthetic process. Gene Ontology annotation, molecular function: N-acetylglucosaminylphosphatidylinositol deacetylase activity. The record is from RefSeq and is a predicted model, not a curated record. Bases 368 to 1234 code for a protein of 288 amino acids. The transcript has 2 exons.
CUUUUCAUAGCCAUAGCUCUCUAUUCUCCAACUUUGAGUACGGCAUACCUACACAAGGCUUCUGUGGUUCCUUUUUCCGGGACAGGGCUUGGUAACGACGUAAUGUGAGCUUCACUAUCCGCAGGUCCAUUGAACUUGAUGAGGACUAGGGGAACCUUGCCAAUCGCAAAAGUGGCGCCUGAUGCAUUUUCCACGAAAACAUUGUUUCUCUCAGACCGGUUGUCCCUUGCAGUAACAGCCCAAGAAAUUUGCGACCCGCCUCCUUUUUGAACCGCUUCGCUUUUCGGCCCCUGCCUGACUGUGCGCCCGAUUUUCGACAAGACGAACGAUUUGGGACGAUAUCGCCGUCGAGCUCGGGCAAAUCGAGAUGGAGUUGCUCACCAUCUUCGCCGUGCUGGUUGUCGUGCUCCCGUCACUUUACAUAUACACCGCCUCUGUGGUCUCGACGCGGUUUCCAAAGUUGGAGAACAAGAGCAUCUGUCUUCUGAUUGCGCACCCGGACGAUGAGGCCAUGUUCUUUGCCCCCACAGUUCUCGCCCUUACGCGGCCUGAAAUUGGCAACCAUGUCAAGAUUCUCUGCUUGAGUAGCGGUGAUGCGGAUGGCUUGGGGGAGACCCGAAAGAAAGAGCUGGCCAAAUCUGGUGUGGUCCUCGGCUUGCGGUCCACCAGUGAUGUUUUUGUGGUCGAGAAGCCCGAGUUCCGCGACAGCAUGACCACGACCUGGGAUGCGGGCAAGAUCUCGGACCUCCUUAUUUCUGCCUUUGCGCCUCAAUUGAACAAGUCAAAGGGUGCCUCAUCGCCCCCCACAGCCUCCAUAGAUGUGCUCAUUACCUUUGACGCCGGUGGUGUGUCAAGUCAUCCCAACCAUAUCUCGCUGUAUCAUGGCGCCAAAGAGUUUGUCGGUGCCCUCGUGGCGGGCAAGGCGGGAUGGGCACCCCCCGUCGAUCUUUAUACUUUGACAACCGUCCCAAUAGCCCGCAAAUACUCUGCUUUUCUCGACGUCCUCCCUACCCUACUGAGCUGGGCAAUUGGUACCGGCAAGAGGGAUAAAAAGCACCCCGGUGGGCUCGUGUUUCUCAAUGGUUUGGCUGGUCAUGGUAGCUUCACAACGGCGUGGAAAGCCAUGACCACGGCGCACAAGAGUCAGAUGGUGUGGUUCCGUUACGGCUGGAUCACUCUGAGCAGGUACAUGUACAUCAAUGAUCUCCGGCUGGAAAAGAUCAAGAGAAAAUAAGGCGAUGGCUGCCAGUCCCUGGACUAGCCAAGGAAGCACAUACAGCGUAGUUGAACUUGUAAUAAUAUCAUAAUUUCUCUACUACGUGACCCGGAUUUCUCAAGACUGCCACUCUCGGGCAGAAUGUA